This is a messenger RNA of Aegilops tauschii subsp. strangulata, 1440 nucleotides long. Its product is annotated as GDSL esterase/lipase At5g45670. The record is from RefSeq and is a predicted model, not a curated record. Gene Ontology annotation, molecular function: hydrolase activity, acting on ester bonds. Lineage: Eukaryota; Viridiplantae; Streptophyta; Magnoliopsida; Poales; Poaceae.
CAUAACAGUACGCAUAUCCCCUCUGUGUGUUCUGUGUUGUCGCGAUCACAAUCAAUCUCACUCACUCCAUCCAGCAGCGGCACACUCACAGUGUCACCGAGAAGGCGAGAAGGAUACUUGUUAGUGCAAUGGCGGGGCGAGCGAGCUGGCGGUCGCUGGCCGUGGUGCUGGCGGUGCUUGGCGCGGCGGCGACGACGGCCGGGGAGGCGGCGCAGGUACCGUGCUACUUCGUGUUCGGGGACUCGCUGGUGGACAACGGCAACAACAACGGCAUCGUCUCGCUCGCGCGCGCCAACUACCCGCCCUACGGCGUCGACUUCGCCGGCGGUCCCACCGGACGCUUCUCCAACGGCCUCACCACCGUCGACGUCAUCUCCAAGCUUCUGGGCUUCGACGACUUCAUCCCCCCCUUCGCCGGCGCGACCAGCGACCAGCUCCUCACCGGCGUCAACUUCGCCUCCGCCGCCGCCGGCAUCCGGGAAGAGACCGGGCAGCAGCUGGGUGGGCGCAUCAGCUUCAGCGGGCAGGUGCAGAACUACCAGAGCGCGGUGGAGCAGCUGGUGAGCAUCCUGGGGGACGAGGACGCGGCGGCGAACCACCUCAGCCAGUGCAUCUUCACCGUCGGCAUGGGCAGCAACGACUACCUCAACAACUACUUCAUGCCGGCCUUCUACGACACGGGGAGCCGCUACACGCCGGCACAGUACGCCGACGACCUGGCGGCGCGCUACACGCAGCUCCUGCGCGUGCUCUACAGCUACGGGGCGCGCAAGGUGGCGCUCAUCGGCGUCGGGCAGGUCGGGUGCAGCCCCAACGAGCUGGCCACGCAGAGCGCCAACGGCGUGGCCUGCGUCGACCGGAUCAACGUCGCCGUCCGCAUGUUCAACCAGCGGCUCGUCGGCAUGGUCGACCAGUUCAACCGCCUCCUCCCCGGCGCGCACUUCACCUACAUCAACAUCGACGGCAUCUUCUCCGACAUCCUCCGGGCGCCCGGCGGCCACGGCCUGAAGGUGACCAACCGGGGCUGCUGCGGCGUCGGGAGGAACAACGGGCAGGUCACCUGCCUGCCGUUCCAGACGCCCUGCCCCAACCGCAACGAGUACCUCUUCUGGGACGCCUUCCACCCCACCGAGGCCGCCAACGUGCUCGUCGGCCAGCGGGCCUACGUCGCCCGGCUCGCCUCCGACGUGCACCCCGUCGACCUCCGCACCCUCGCGCGCCUCUAGCCCGGUCGUUCCGAUGAACGACGGCGGCUGCCGCCGUUGGUGUCGGUGAAGGAUAUGCAUACUUCUGAUCCUGCGGUGUGCCAACACAUACAAGAUGAUACGUUUGCGUCUGAAUUUUGCAACUGUACUCUCUUGCUCAGUUCACAGUGUUUUAGAUGGGCAACCAACCAUGUACUACGAUUGUGCAGCACUUAAUAUAAUACUGUAUAAACAA